Messenger RNA from Strongyloides ratti, 2010 nucleotides. Its product is annotated as CUB domain-containing protein. The transcript has 6 exons. The record is from RefSeq and is a predicted model, not a curated record. NCBI's taxonomy places the organism in Eukaryota, Metazoa, Nematoda, Chromadorea, Rhabditida, Strongyloididae. Bases 1 to 2010 code for a protein of 669 amino acids.
AUGAUAUUUUUAUUUGCUAUAAUAAUAAUAGUUAUUUCUGGUAAUGAUAUUAAUUAUAAUUGUGAAAUUUUAAAUUUUUCUAAUAAAAAAGGAAUAUUGACGUCUCCAUUAUUCCCUCAACCAUCUAAUCCAAAAACUUGUAAUAUUUAUCAGAUUGUAGCGCCUGAUAAUUAUUCAAUAAAAUUAUACUUCUCUUAUUUUUUAUUUUUACCACGAUCGCCUAGAUGUACUGAUUAUAUUAGAAUUUAUACAAAUGUCAAUACAACAGAAAUUUCUAAAGAUACAGAAUCAUUUUCAGAAUAUUGUAGUAAUGAAAUAUUUUCAAAUAUUACAUUUAUAUCAAAAUAUAAUUAUAUGUAUAUUUUAUUUUUAUCAGAAACAGGAAAAUCACAUGGAUUUGUAGCACAUUAUAAUUUACUUGAUAAUGCUAGUUAUAAACAAAAUGCUUUACAAUAUAGUGAUUAUGAAUUUGAGACUUAUGGACUUAAAGGAAAUUUAUAUUCUCCAAAUGCUCCAUAUUAUCCUCCAAAUAAUAUUUUGGUACAUUAUUAUAUUCCAGCUAUUGAUGGUAAAAAUUUAAUUGUUAAUAUAACAUUUUUUGAUUUUCCAAAUGAUUCUUGUGAAAGUGAUUAUUUGUUGGUAAAAAAUUUACGAACCAAAGAAUUAAUUGAAAAAAUUUGUAGUGGUUUUAAAUAUCCUUUAUAUUAUAUUUCAUCAAUAGGAUUUCAAAUUGAUUAUAAAACAGGAAAAAAUACAUUAAAUACAUUAGGUUUUAGUUUAACUUUUGAACAUCAACAAUUAGAAUUUAGUAAUAUUAGUAAUGAUACAUCUUUUAUUACUAACAAAAAUAAUAGUUUAUUUAAAAUAUUUGAAAAAACAGAUAAUUUUCCAUCCAUUGACAAUAUUGUUUGGUAUGAAUUAACAAUGUUAGCAGCUUCACUAAAAAUAGAUAUCCAGGCAAUUGCACCUCAAUCACAAUUUUUAUUUUCUAUUAACAGUAAUUUAAAUAAUGAAAAAAGCAACAGAAUUUGUCCUAUCAAAAUUAUAUCAUCAAAAGCUGCUAAUGAGGCUAAGAAAAAUGAAGAUAAUCAACAAAUUGUAUAUAAAGAAGGAAUAUUUGACUCUCAAGUACAUGGAUUAUCUAAUCAAAAAUGUCAUAUUUUAUUUAUUGGUGCUGUUGGAGAGUAUGUUCAAUUGACAUUUACAAAAUUUAAUUUAGAAGUUGGGUUAUCUGAUUACAAUGUAAAUGAAACUAAAGGAUGUCAAGAUCAUGAUCAUAUUGGUGUUCAUGUUUUAAUAGGAUCAAGAAUGUCUAAAAUAAAUGAUUUUUGUGAAUCUCAAGAACCACCUCAAUUAAUGUCACCUAAAAAUAUUAUUGCAAUUGAGUAUAUUCCAAGAGAAUCUGAUGUAUUACGAAGUCAGAUGUCAAAUCAUGGUUUUCAAUUAAAAUAUAGAUUUUUAAAUGAUAUUACUGAAACUAUUAAUAUGGACGCUAUUAGAGAUACUUCAAAAAAAUGUGCUUUUAUAUUUAAUAUGUCAAAUCAUGAAUCUGGAACAAUGAUGUCAAUAAAUUAUCCAGGAUAUUAUCCUAGAAAUUUAGAAUGUGAAUAUAUAUUUAUUGCACAGGAUGGAUAUGUUGUGGCUAUUAAUUUCGAUUAUUUUGAUGUAGAAGGUUUUGCUGGUUGUGAAGAUUCAACACAAUCUGACUAUGUUUUAUUUAGUAAUUACAAAACAGUUGAUAGAACAAAUAGAAGAUUUUGUGGAAAAACAAAGCCAAAUUCUGUAAUAUUAAGUGAAUCAAAUUACUUCAGGAUGUUAUUUAAAACUAACGACAUUUUUGAUGCAACAGGCUUUUAUGCUCAUUAUCAAUUUUUAAAUACCCAAGAAAGUAACACAAGAAUAAAAUUUUCUGUUCCCGUUUUAUCUAAUAAUGAUAAUAAUUACAAUAUUUUUAACAAAAUAUUAACUUUUAUUCUUUUUAUCAAAAUAUUAUUAUUUAUCAUUUUUUAA